AUGUCCGAAUCUUCAGAUCCCGCGCCGAAAUACCGCAUCCGGCCCGGAACCUUCUUUGAUGUUCCAGCCACGACACGGAUCUAUGCUGCAUCAUUCAGCAACGAACCACUAAUCGACUUUUUCUUCCCCACGAGGAGACAGGAUCCUUUGUCUUUCUUUACGUGGUCUUGCCGACGAUUUCAGCGUCGGUAUUGGACGCCUGGGUAUUCACUGAGUGUCGUGGUUGAUAAGCAUGAUCAUCCGGUCGGCCUAUCGUGGUGGAAGCGACCAACUCAGCCUCUAACACUCCUUCAAAAGCUCCUCUCUCCUUCGUUCUGGAUCGGUUCAGUCGUCAACGCUUUCAUCGACCUUCAAGAAUAUCUCUUCCCAGUCCAAGGUCUGAACAAGAAGAACAUGGAAACCUUUGAGCAAGCAUUUUCUGCCGUUGAGCCGCAUGUUCUAGACACCCCGACAAGGCAAAAGGCGCACUACCUUUCUCUGUUGGGCGUCGACCCCGUUCUGCAAGGAGAGGGUCUUGGCAAGAUGCUGCUAGAGGAUGGACUUGAGAAGGUAGAUGAUGCGGACUCGGCGGCAUGGCUUGUUAGUCUAGCUGGUCUGGAGAAGCUUUAUGCAAGAUAUGGGUUUGCUGAGGCCACCAAGGUUGAGGUUGAAGGGCUGCAUGAUUGGAAAGGUGGUAUGGUGAUGGUUAGAGAUUGA
Molecule: messenger RNA, 696 nt
Organism: Fusarium fujikuroi IMI 58289
Lineage: Eukaryota; Fungi; Ascomycota; Sordariomycetes; Hypocreales; Nectriaceae
Exons: 2
Coding region: 1-696 (231 amino acids)
Molecular function (GO): acyltransferase activity, transferring groups other than amino-acyl groups
Source: RefSeq, a predicted model, not a curated record